AUGAAUCGCCAUAUCAUUAUUUUCUUGAACUUCUUGAUCUUUCUUAUUUCUAGUACCUUUGCUGCUUGUGGUAAUGCAGGUGGUUGUAUAUGCGAUAAAAAUGAUAAAACUGGUGGUCUCAAAUGUGGUUAUGAACUUAAUAAUCAUUGUCCUUCUGAUCCCAGCUCUAUAUUCCAAUGUAGUCCUAAUAGUGGUAGCAUUUGUCGAUAUGGUUCUUGCUCGUAUGGAUGCUGUGCAGUCGGUAAUGGGAAAAGUUACUGUUGCAAAGACAAUAAAUGUUCAGGAUGUCCCUCUGGUAAAUGGAUUAAGAAAGACUCCCAACCUCCUUCUAAUCCACCUCCUUCUAACCCACCACUCUCUAACCCACCUCCUUCUAACCCACCACCCUCUAACCCACCUCCUUCUAACCCUUCCGGUUAUGAUAGACAAAAGGCAGUAAAUUAUGCUGGACAAUAUUGUUUGCAUCCAAAUUCGAAUUAUGAAAAUUAUGAUAAAAAAGGAGGUGAUUGUACUAAUUUCGCUUCACAAGUUUUACAUGCAGGUGGUAUUCCUACAGACAAUAUUUGGAAACCGGGAUCUACUGCAUGGGUUAAUGUGCAAGCGUUUUACAAUUAUCUUAUUAGUCAUAACUUGGCAAAAGAAUGCCAAUUGACUGAACUGAAACCAGGUGACUUUAUACAAUAUUACAGUUCAACCUGGUCACAUACUGUUGUGGUUGUAAAAUCCGGUGCAAACCCUACAGUUGAUUCUCACAGUGCAUUUAAAUGUAAUAGUUUACAUAGUUAUUUUAGAAAAGGGUUUAAUAACGAUAGAGGUGUUUGCAUUACGAAAUGA
Messenger RNA from Dentiscutata heterogama, 834 nucleotides. Lineage: Eukaryota; Fungi; Glomeromycota; Glomeromycetes; Diversisporales; Gigasporaceae. The record is from the annotation of a GenBank genome assembly.